AUGUUUGUGGAUGAACGGAUUUUAACUCUGUUCAAAAGGAAUGCCCACCACACCUUGACCUACUGGAGUGUUUUCUUCAGCUUUGGACUCUGCAUUGCUUUUCUUGGACCAACAAUAUUGGACUUGCAAUGUCAGACAAAAUCAACACUCAGUCAGAUUACCUGGGUUUUCUUUGCCCAGCAGUUCUGCUUGCUGAUUGGCAGCUCUGUCGGCGGUGUUUUCAAGAAAACGUUGUUCACUGCUCUGUCCGCCUUGUUUGUCUCAGCUCUCAUCAUCUCUGUAAUAUUUGCCAUCAUUCCUCUAUGCAAUAAUGUUAUGCUGUUGGCUAUUGCCAUGGCCGUGUCUGGGCUGGCAAUGGGCAUCAUUGACACCAUCGCUAACAUCCAACUGGUGACCAUCUAUCAGAAGGACUCAGCUGUCUUCCUGCAGGCCCUCCAUUUCUUCAUUGGGUUCGGAGCCCUGGUGAGCCCACUGAUUGCAGAUCCUUUCCUCUCAGAGACGGGCUGUGGAAACCACACAGGGAAUGGGACAGAGAUCAUACAUCAUUUCAGGAACAUGCUGCGAAACAGUCCCAUCGCUGAGCACAACAUAACUCAGAGCCACCUGCCCCAUGAAGGAGGGGAGGAGGAGUCAAUUGUACACUAUGCUUUCUGGAUCAUGGCACUUAUUAAUCUGCCUGUGCCCAUUGCAGUGUUGUUCCUCAUGUACCGGGAGCAACUGAUCCCGUGCUGCCCAGGUGGGACCCCACGUCUUCUGGACAAAGACGAGCUAGCUAUGGAGAGCCAGCAGGGAGCAGAGGGACCAGAUGCGGAGCAGAAAGAACAGGAAGCUGGAGGUCAUGGGGACAUCUUUGGCUGUUGUCAGAAUGAUAACCUGCGCGGGUUGCCAGUAUCCUUCUUUAUGAUUCAUAUCCUCGGCGGGAUGGUGCUCUUCAUGACCGAUGGCAUUGUGGGUGCCUAUGCAGGCUUUGUGUACACCUAUGCUGUGGCACCACCUAUGUCUCUGCCCCAUAAGACUGCAGGUUACUUGGCCAGUAUCUUUUGGGCAGCAAUCACCGUCGGACGCCUUUUGUCUAUCCCUCUUUCAUACCGCUUCCAGCCUGUCAGACUGCUCAUGGUCAACCUGGCAGGUGUCAUUGUCACAGUGUUGAUGCUGCUAAUCUUCUACACCAACAGUACUUUUCUGUUUGCUGGGACUUGUUUAGCUGGGCUGUUCCUCAGCAGCAUCUUCCCCUGUAUGCUUGCCUACACUGAAGAUAUCCUUGACUACCAGGGAUGCGCAACCUCAGUUCUGGUAACGAGUGCAGGAAUGGGAGAGAUGGUUAUGCAGGUUCUUGUUGGCUCGAUUAUACAGACUGAAGGCAGCUACAGCUUCCUGCUGUGUGGAAUGAUAGUUGGCUGCAGUGGAUUUAUCCUUUUCUUUUGUCUCUUGCUGUUCCAUCGGAUGCACAGAAACUACCUCACGGGAACAACAAAAAAGUCAGCGAUGGUGGAGGAGCCGGCAGCAGAGGUGAAUAGUUCUGCUAAUACAGAACAGAAAGAGGAGAAAGAGAGCAGCUGA
Myripristis murdjan (pinecone soldierfish) is the source of this 1560-nucleotide messenger RNA. RefSeq names its product major facilitator superfamily domain containing 4Ab (gene slc60a1b). Gene Ontology annotation, molecular function: D-glucose transmembrane transporter activity. Gene Ontology annotation, biological process: transmembrane transport. The transcript is spliced from 10 exons. The coding region runs from base 1 to 1560 and encodes 519 amino acids. The record is from RefSeq and is a predicted model, not a curated record. NCBI's taxonomy places the organism in Eukaryota, Metazoa, Chordata, Actinopteri, Holocentriformes, Holocentridae.